Messenger RNA from Habropoda laboriosa, 810 nucleotides. RefSeq names its product leukocyte surface antigen CD53-like. Gene Ontology annotation, cellular component: membrane. Lineage: Eukaryota; Metazoa; Arthropoda; Insecta; Hymenoptera; Apidae. The transcript is spliced from 5 exons. The coding region runs from base 1 to 810 and encodes 269 amino acids. The record is from RefSeq and is a predicted model, not a curated record.
AUGAAUUGGAAUAAAUUCUUUACCGGUACACCAGACCACGGAGAUCACGGAAAUGAGGAUGAAACGGAAACGGAUGAUGAGGAGGACAUUACGGACAGCAAUGGAACCGUAUCGACCGAGAAAAGAUCAAAUUUUCUGGGAAUGCAUUUUCACCAAUUUUCACAUAAUGAUUUGUCGCAACGAUGUAUAAAAUUUGUCUUUUUAACAAUCAAUGCAGCAACGUUUCUUGCAGGCAUCAUUGGCGUUGUAACCUCUGUGUGGACUCUCACUGACACCAGAAUUAUGUCAAGAUUGAUUGGUCAGCGUUUUUUUAUCACAACACUAUUAUUCAUGGGUCUAGUUGCUUCACUAGUAUCGUUACUGGGCAUUCUUGGUAUAAUUCGAAGAAAAAGAAAAUUUUUGAACAUUUACGCAUUGUGUUACUUGACAUUUCUCUGCAUCAUAUUUAUCAGUGCUAUAAUGAGUUUCUGGAUCUUCGAAGAAAUCGCAAAAGGAAUUCAAGACGAUAUGAGCGCCUCCAUUGAAAAUUAUCAUUCUUUGUUCUGGAAUAGAGAAGCUUGGGACAAUACCCACAGAUACUUGAAAUGUUGUGGAAUCAAGUCUGCGAAAGACUGGACCAAAUAUCAUGUCGACAUUCCGAAGAGUUGUUGCUCGAAACCCAUCGAAGAAUGUCUACAAAUGACAGAAGCCGUAACUUACAGGACAGGAUGUCUUAGGAGUGCUGUGUUGUUGUUAAAGUCGCACGUGCACACGAUUAGCAUGUCCGCACUGUUGAUCUUCUUGAUCAUAGUGAGUCGAAUGAACAUGUGA